Messenger RNA from Triticum turgidum subsp. durum (durum wheat), 594 nucleotides. The record is from the annotation of a GenBank genome assembly. Lineage: Eukaryota; Viridiplantae; Streptophyta; Magnoliopsida; Poales; Poaceae.
AUGGGCGUGAUGGGCAGGCUCAAGAUCUUCGUCGUCAAGGAGCCCGUCGUCGCCGCCUCCUGCCUCAUCGCCGGAUUCGCCACCACCACCCCCAACCCACCGGAGCAGACCAAGGCGGCGCCGCGGCGACCUCACCUCCUGCCAAGGGAAAUGACUACCGUUCCGGGGUCUCUGGUCUGGGAGCUGGUGAAGAAGAACAACUGCUUCUUGAUCAAGCAGUUCGGCAACAGCAACGCCAAGGUGCAGUUCAGCAAGGAGCCCAACAACCUCUACAAUGUCCACUCCUACAAGUUCUCCGGCUUGGCGAACAGCAAGACCGUGGCGGUCCAGCCCUCUGCAGGAGAGGACAAGGCUGUCGUCCUGUCCACGACCAAGACCAAGAAGCAGAACACCCCUGCCAAGCUCCAGCACAAGACUCUGAUGCGCAAGGAGUUCCGCAAGAUGGCCAAGUCCGUCAAGAACCAGGUCUGCGACAACUACUACAGGCCUGAUCUGACCAAGCCGGCCCUUGCAAGGCUGAGCGCCGUGUACCGCAGCCUCCAGGUUUCCAAGUCUGGAAUCAAGAAGAAGAACAGGCAGCCAACUAAGCUGUAA